AUGCUUAAUACUGCUAUUAAGUAUCAGAAGGUUUUUGCUCGACUAAAGCAACGUGAGCCACAGUAUGAUUGUUUGCCAGAUGAUGAAGAUUGGUUGUUGGCAAAGGAAAUGUGCGACAAACUUAAGAUAUUUUAUACCUUCACAGAGAAGUUUUCCGGAGUAAAAUAUCCUACCACCAACCUUUUCUUUCCAAGUUUUUGUGAUAUUAGAUUGUCACUAAAUGAGUGGAAAAAAUCUAAAGUUGGUGUGAUUAAGGAAAUGGCAUAUGAAAUAAUAGAGAAGUUUGAAGAGUAUUGGUUUGUGAUCAAUGGAGUAAUGGCCGUAGCAAUUAUGUUACGUCCAAGGUUUAAGAUGAAAUUGAUUGAGUUUUAUUUUCCACAAAUUUAUGGUCAAGCUUUUUCAAAAAUCGAAAUUGAUCGAGUACGCGAUUUAUGCGUUGAUUUGGCGACGGAGUAUGAAUUGAAAGUAAAAUUUGCUGAAACAUCUGUUAGCCAAAAUGAUUUGUCUUUCACUUCAGAGAUGCAUGGUUUUAACGAUGACGUAGAUCCUUUGGAAAAUUUUGAUAUGUUUGUCUCUAAUACUGCUCCUACUAGUACUGUUAAGUCAGAAUUAACCAAUUACUUAGAAGAAGAUCUUUUACCUAGGAUUGUGUAUGGCUAG
This is a messenger RNA of Papaver somniferum (opium poppy), 660 nucleotides long. RefSeq names its product zinc finger BED domain-containing protein RICESLEEPER 1-like. Bases 1 to 660 code for a protein of 219 amino acids. The record is from RefSeq and is a predicted model, not a curated record. Gene Ontology annotation, molecular function: DNA binding. The transcript is spliced from 2 exons. NCBI's taxonomy places the organism in Eukaryota, Viridiplantae, Streptophyta, Magnoliopsida, Ranunculales, Papaveraceae.